AUGGCGCUGCUGCUUUUACUGAUGACGCUGGCAUCGUGUGCUGCCACUCCUCAAGACCUGGCAAGUAAAAUGUUCACCUUCCCAGAAGAGACAAACACAGCUCACGUGAAGCUGUUAACAACAAAACAAGAUUUAAGUGCUGUAACUGUCUGUCUCAGAUCCUUUACAGACCUUCUAAGAGACCACGUUCUUUUCUCUUUGGCAACAUCGCUUGCUUUCCAUGACUUUAUGAUAUACAAAGGAGGUACAAGUGAUUACUUUUCAAUGCGGGCCAGGAACAAAAGAGCUCCUUUUGAAUUUCAAGGCUACAAGCUGAACACGUGGAAUGCAAUUUGUUCCACUUGGGAUGCUACCUCUGGACUAAUUCAGCUGUGGGUAAAUGGAAAGCCUUCCAGCAGGAAAUUCGUCAGCUCUGGAUCCAACAUCAUUGGACCCAUGUCUAUUGUUUUAGGACAGUUUCCGGAUUCCCAUGGUGGAGGAUUUAUAACUGAUCUGUCUUUUAUUGGCAUGAUGUCUGAUGUCCACAUGUGGGACUACGUCCUUUCCCCCUGUGAGAUCCAGAACUACUCCAAUGAGCUGAGCUUCACUCUGGGGAAUGUGCUGAACUGGAAUGCUCUGGAUUUUCAGAUAACAGGAAGAGUGUUGAUACAAGACAAGCAAAGGAUAUGUUGA
Pelmatolapia mariae (spotted tilapia) is the source of this 672-nucleotide messenger RNA. Its product is annotated as C-reactive protein-like. Lineage: Eukaryota; Metazoa; Chordata; Actinopteri; Cichliformes; Cichlidae. The record is from RefSeq and is a predicted model, not a curated record. The transcript is spliced from 4 exons. Bases 1 to 672 code for a protein of 223 amino acids.